Bursaphelenchus okinawaensis is the source of this 3023-nucleotide messenger RNA. The record is from the annotation of a GenBank genome assembly. NCBI's taxonomy places the organism in Eukaryota, Metazoa, Nematoda, Chromadorea, Rhabditida, Aphelenchoididae.
AUGAUCUCGUCCUACGGUGGCGGAAAACGAGCGGAAGGUAAGUAAGUUACUGUAGUUGUUCGUCUAUGAUAAUAUAAAUGGAAGUUUCGAAAACUCGAGAAUAUUGUUGUAGCUCUUCGACGCAUGAGCUCGGCGUCGUCGCUGAAGCCCUCGGUCAGAGACUUUCUACACAACCAUAACGUCAGGUAAAUUUGUGAGCCAAAGGAAUAAAUACUUUUUUGUUACUUGUUGCGUAGGAACGAUGAGAAUAACCUAGAUUCACUCAGUUCUUUUUCUUCUUGCCCUACCCGGUAAAUUAGGGGCCAAUUGGCAGCCGAAGAAAGGUGUGUUGAAGGAUUUUUGUCCUAGACAAUCCGCUCGGCCGCGACAAUAAUCUCUUCCCCCGGAGGCCAUGACUUUACGGGCCCUUCCUCAACUCUGGUUUAUUUUGCCGUAAAGACAUUAUAAAUUAAGUUAUUCUUACCUAACAUUCCUACACUUCCCACAGUCCGAUCCGCCCCUAUUGUAAACAAACAUGAACACCGCCGUCCUGCAGGGCAGUAUCAUGGCUACAACCCAUGGCAUACAUCGGUUGAACCGCCACAAACACCACCGCGGCCUUGUUCCCUCCACCGAGCGUCUCGGUUCAUACUUGGCCAAGUAGGAGCUCCCACCCUCCCAGUACGAGCAAUUACCUUUUCGCUUUCAGAGCCGAUCGACUACCCCACCUCAGUCGGAAUGCUCACGAGGAGAACACCGAGCUCCGGAGUUUGUUGCCGUUCUCAUCGUUCGAGUAUAUUCCUCACGCUGAUGAAACUCCACGGAAGGUAUCUUACUCUACAUUUCGAAGUUCAAACAUUAACAUUUUCAUUUCUUGGAUAUUUUACGUUUUAGUGGACAGAAGGUUUCCAGAGCUGGCUGUUAUUUAAAUCUUUUUUCGAGACUUUUCUGACCAAAUUAGUAUUCAGCUUUUGUCUCAGCUUUGUGUUUCAGGCGGUUGUUGUGGACCGAUUGGGCACUGAUGACAAAUUCUUACGUAUUAACAUAGGGGGGAGCCAGUUCACUUUUUUGGUUUCCACGUUGUUGGUUCGAAACAUAGGUCUUCUCAGCUCGUUUGCCAAGCAGACUCACGAACAACGCCUUCUCGUUGCUGAUGCCUAUUUCUCGGAUACUCGAGAGUACUACUUCGAGCGAUCUCCGACCCUCUUUCACAUCAUAUAUCAAUUUUACACUACAGGUAAGUUGUUAAGCCUGUUUAUUAAUGUCAUUGAACUAUUCAUGUAGUGAUCACCUUUGAGUAUCACUUUCAAAUUGACUCUUUAUUUAGGAAAAAUUCACCAAGCACCUCACAUUUGCCCUCAGGACCUACUCGACGAAUUUAGAUUCUGGAAACUGGACCCAGAGAAGCUGAUCAACUUGUGCUCAUGUAUGGAAGACGACCUUAGCGACGAUGAGAAUGGCUCGGAAGACAGUGAUAGUGUGGAAGACCGACCCAGUGAAUUCAAACACCUUAGGCUAGGAUCUCUGAGAGAAGACAUCUGGAACAUCAUCGAAGAACCCAACAGGUAAUAUACCAUCUAGAUAAGUGAGCAAGUCUCCUUUCAGCUCUAUCUACGCCCAAGCAUUCACUUUCCUGUCAGUUCUAUUCGUUCUGAUUUCGAUCGGGGGAUUAGUACUGGGAUCAAUACCGGACUUACAAGUUGAAGUACCAAGGAAGAACAGAACCGGUAGUGCAGGUAAGACAACGGACCUAAGACAAGUCGGUGUUAUAGGGACAGACAAAGUAGUGGAAAUGGAGCCACAUCCUCUAUUGGUACAGUUGGAGUACGUGUGCAUAGUGUGGUUCUUGUUCGAGUACGUAACGAAGAUGUUGGUAUCCGCUGACAGGUGCAAGACGUUCUGUCAACUACUGAACAUCAUCGACUUGUUUGCCAUAUUACCCUUCAUGGCUGAUAUGGCUUUGUUUUUUGUUGGAAUUGAUACUGAACAACUACGCGACCUCAAGGUAAGUAUGAUCCUAAGAUUGUGAGUACUGUAUUUUAAAUCCUAAAUCUAUAUAACACUUUCGAUAAAAAUAUUAUACUUUCAGGGUGCGCUACUGGUAAUCAGGAUUCUACGAGUAUUAAGGGUGAUUCGAGUUCUCAAACUUGGACGAUACAGUAGUGGCCUUCAGAUGUUUGGAAAGACGUUACAGGUAAGUCAGAAGAAGUUGUCUUGACAUCCAUACUUUAGGCCAGCUUUAGGCAAUUGGGGAUGAUGGCGAUGGUGGUAAUGACCGGCGUCAUCUUCUUCAGCACGCUAGUCUACUUUUUGGAGAAGGACGAGCCCGACUCACAAUUCAUCUCGAUUCCGGCCGCUUGUUGGUUCAGUAUCGUAACGAUGACUACGGUCGGCUAUGGGGACCUGACUCCCGUAACGGUGGGUACGUUAUUAACUAUGAGAUAAUUUUUUGUUUCCUUAAUCCCGUGAUAAUUACUUGUUUUCAGGGGGCAAACUAGUGGCGACCGGGGCUAUUGCCUGCGGUGUUUUGGUAAGUCGAGAGUGUUCCCUUCAUUGUGACAUUAUUUUCAGGUGCUAGCCUUGCCGAUUACAAUUAUUGUAAGUCUUUUGAUACGGAUUAGUCACUUUAGUAUCUUAUUUGUUUACUGUAAUCAUAUUUUGAGUACUGUACUGACAUUUUAGGCCCAAGUUGCAUUUACUAUAAAAAGGAGAAGAGUAAGGCAAUCCGAUUGGCUUUGCUUCUUUUUUUCAUUUUUAGUUGGGCUCAAUCACAAUAUAUUUUUAACGGAUUUGUAAUCAUAUUGUUGUAGGUUGAUAACUUCAUGAAAGUAGCCGAAUCCGAAAGAAGGCCCGGCUUCUCAGAAAACAAGCGCGUCAAAAGACUUGGACCCCGAGGAAGAGUUACUAUGUAGGUGAAACAUCUCACAUACACGUAUCACAUUACUCUUUUCAGACCCGACUCUCCUGAAGUUGUGAGCCCGGAAAGAAAAACCCCAACCCUCAAGCAAUUAGCGAGCAGGAAAGAGGAGGAGAACGUUGAGUAA